This is a messenger RNA of Culex pipiens pallens (northern house mosquito), 1900 nucleotides long. RefSeq names its product integrator complex subunit 14 (gene IntS14). The transcript is spliced from 3 exons. The record is from RefSeq and is a predicted model, not a curated record. Lineage: Eukaryota; Metazoa; Arthropoda; Insecta; Diptera; Culicidae. Bases 120 to 1820 code for a protein of 566 amino acids. Gene Ontology annotation, cellular component: integrator complex. Gene Ontology annotation, biological process: snRNA 3'-end processing.
UUUGUUUUGCUUGCCGAGUUCGUCGCACCGUCGCGAGUUUUGGUGGCCAAAUUUUUCGGCGAUUUUCAAGUGUUUUCCCAAAAGAAUCUGCUAGCGAAAGUGACCCACAAUCGCGCAAAAUGCCCACCAUUAUCGCGGUGGAUGUGUCGCUGUCGAUGACGCGGCCAGUUCCGGUGGCCGGAGCGGCGACAGGAGGAACCGGAGACGAGGGCCUGACCUAUCAUCAGCUUGCCAUCCAGGCCGUGAACGGGAUUUUGGACUAUUUGGCGAAGCAUUCGCGGUUGGAGUUUGUGUCGCUGAUUGUCUACUCGUCCCUGUACGAAGUGCUGGUAGAUUUCACCCGCGACUACGAGUCCGUCCGGGCGGCGCUGCACAAAAUUGACCACUACGACAAAACCAGCCUGGAGAACGUGCUGGUGGCGGUGAACAACAUGUUCAAGACGCACUGGGGCGCCCAAAACUACUGCCAGAUCAUCUUCCUGACGGACUGCGGCGUCGGAAUGGGUCCGAGCUCGCUCAAGAACACCGUCAUCAACCUGCAGAACUUUAAGGCGCAAAGCUCGAGCAGUGGCGUGAAGGUUCCGCUGUCGGAGAACCAGUGGGUCGGGUUUUCCUACCCGAGCAAGCUGACCUUUGUGGGGUUGGGCAAUCCGGCGGACACGGCGUUCAAGUUUGGCACGAAGCUGUACCAGCAGCUGUUGGACGUGAGUGGGCAGAACGGGCAGGUUUUUAUUCCGAAGUUGAAGUCGUUGUCGAUUGAGGACCCCAUUGAUGAUGGGGAUGAGUUGGGAUGUCGGUACCUUACGCGGAAGAGCGUCCAGGAGUUGGUGGAGAACAUGUGCGAGCAGAACUACAAGCAGUUUGAGGCGACGCUACGCUGUGGCGGUUACUUCCGGUUGGAUGGUGGCAUUACGAUUUGGCCGGCGCCGUUGCCCUACACGUCGAAGGACAUUUUCGGCGCCGAAACGACCAAACUAAUCUCGCGCAAGCUGGAAAUCUGCGGCUACAUCAGCCUGUCGGACAUCGGUUCCCCGAUGUCGGUCAGUCGGCACCUGAUUCUGCCGCGCCACGAACCGGACCGGUUGCGAAUCUCGUCCAAGGACAACCCCAGCCCGGAGGAGAAACUCGAGCAGGACGUCAAGAGCUUCUACGCCAAACCGGAUGGUGGUGGUGGCGGCGGCGGUGGGGACAACGACGAGGAUGGGACAUCCGCGGGGGACUCUACGCGCGAAUCGGUUUGCGUGUUGCUGCACGGUGCCCUCAAGGUCGAGAACAUGGCCGCCCUAGUUCUACUGACCGAGAAUUGGUACGGCUUCAUCUACUCGUACGCGGACAGCAAGAAAAAGUCCAACCUGAUGUUGAAUGUGCUCCCACCGGGAAACGACGUGGUUCCCUGGCUGGGUGACCUUCGCUUCCUAGGCAACCUGGAUGACGCAUUCCCCGGCGAAAAUCCGAGCUUCCCCAUCAAGGCGGAAAAGCGCAGCUACUCGCAGAACAUCGUCGUGUGGAUUCGCCAGGCCGGGCUCCAGUCGGACAUUCAGAAGGUGCUGCGGCAUGCGAAAAAGUUGCCCGAGAAGACGCAACACUUUUACAAGGAGUUGAACCGAAUUCGGAGGGCGGCCCUCUCGCUGGGCUUUGUCGAACUGCUCGAAGGGUUGGCGCACAUUUUUGAGCGGGAAGCGGCCACGCUGGGGUCCAGUUCGAGUCCGGAUUGCGGCAUCCAGCUGAAGCACGCGGCGAACGAGCUGAGGAAGCCGAGCAAUCGGGAUCUGAAGGCGGUCAUUCAGGCGAUGCCGACCAAGUAUAAUCAGGUGGCUUGAUGAUGAUGAGUGGUGGUAAUGCUACUUCAAUUUUAGUACAUUAAGCAUAAACAGAAUAAAUAGUAUUACGUUGAGUAAAA